AUGUCGACCAGGAAAGAGGAGUUUCGAAAGGGAGCGCGACCUAAGCAGGAUGACGGUGACGGUCACCGACGGAAACCGUUCCGGAGACCGACGGGGGGCGACUCGGAUGACGAUUAUUCGUCUGACGAGGACGCGGUGCCGAAGGGAAAGCGUGCGAAGGAAGCUGUCGCAUCGCGAGGCCGAGGCGCGGAUCCUGGCGAAAGGGCGAAGGCCGCGAAGGGCUCUGCGAGCGACAAGCGAGUGAAGGGUGCUGCUGACGUGUCAGUUAAGGAUCGGCCGAAGGUUCAGUAUUCGUCGGAUGAAUUUUCGGCGGAAGAGGAGGACGAGGAAGAAGCGGAUCUCGUGCAUAGGAAGAAACGCGACGGGAUGCACAGCAGAGUCAAUGGCGAUGCGAAGAUGAAAGAAGGGAAAGGCUUGAAGGGCGAGGAGGGGAAAUUGGGUGUCUCGGGAAGUAAAGAAUCCGGGAAAGUGAGCUUUAAGAAGGGAAAAGGGCCGCGAGACGGUGGUGAGAAGGGCGAGAGGGAGGACGAGGGUGGGAAGGGCAAACGGUCGUUCCGGCCUGGUAGGAGAGACGAGGAGAGCGAGGAGUGGGACGAGGAGGAGGAGGAGGAUGGGGGGGAAGUGGGCAAGGAGGAGGAGGAGGAGGAGGAGGCAAAGGAGGAGGCAGCAGAAAAGGCAGCAGAGGAGGAGGAAGAGGAGGUGGAUCCGCUAGAUGCGUUCAUGAACUCUUUAGUGCUCCCAGAGGUCGCCAAGCUAGACGCCAAGGAUGCCGCCCGGCCCGCCGCCCGGGCGGGAGGCGCAGAGCCAGCAGCGGGCGGCAGCAGCUCGUCCCAGGCUGCCAACGGUGGAGAUGCGCUGAUGGGGGCGGGGUCUGGUGGAGGGGCGGACAAGGAUGGCGCCAAGGGAAAGAAAGAGAAGGAGAAGGGGAAGGAGAAAGAGAAAGGGAAAGCAGAGGGGAAGAGGAAGGGCAAGGGACCCAAGGGGCGCAUGGUGUUUGGUGUGGACUCUGAGUCAGAAGACGAGGGGGGAGGGGCGGGCGAGUCAGGCGAGGAGGAGGAGGGCGAGGAGGGAGGGGAGGGUGGCAAGAAGGGAGAGGAGGAGGAUGCGGAGUUUGUGAAGCGAGUGACAGCCGUGGCGCAGACCAAGGCGGAGAAACUCGCCCCUGUGGACCACGCGCAGAUGCAUUACGAGCCGUUCAGGAAGAACUUUUACAAGGAGGUGAAGGAAGUCGCAAAGAUGACAGCCGAUGAAGUGGCUCUGUACCGGCGCGAGCACGAGUUCAAGCUGAGAGGCAAGGACGUGCCGAAGCCGGUGCACACGUGGGUGCAGAGCGGGCUGAGCAACAAGGUGCUGGACGUUCUCAAGAAGAUGGGGUUUGAGAAACCGAUGCCCAUCCAGGCGCAGGCGCUGCCCAUCGUGAUGAGCGGAAGAGAUUGUAUCGGGAUUGCCAAGACUGGGUCGGGGAAGACGCUGGCGUUCGUGCUGCCCAUGCUGCGACAUAUCAUGGACCAGCCCCCACUUCAAUCCGGAGAUGGUCCCAUAGGCCUGAUUCUCGCCCCCACGCGCGAGCUCGUGCAGCAGAUCUUCACUGACAUCCGCCGCUUCGCGCGCCCCCUCGGCCUCUCCUGCGUGCCCGUCUACGGCGGCUCCGGCGUGGCGCAGCAGAUCAGCGAGCUCAAGCGCGGCGCCGAGGUCGUGGUGUGCACGCCCGGGCGCAUGAUCGACAUUCUGGCGACCAGCAACGGGCGGAUUACCAACCUCAAGAGGGUGACUUACUUGGUGCUGGACGAGGCGGACCGCAUGUUUGACAUGGGCUUUGAGCCGCAGAUCGGACGGAUCAUUGGGAAUACAAGGCCGGAUAGACAGACGGUGCUGUUCUCGGCCACGUUCCCCCGCCAGGUGGAGACCCUUGCGAGGAAGGUUCUCACUAAACCGAUAGAAAUACAGGUCGGAGGGCGCAGCGUUGUCAACAGCGACAUCACCCAAACGGUGGAGGUGCGGCCCGAGGGAGAGCAGCGCUUCCUGCGCCUCCUGGAGCUGCUGGGCGAGUGGUGCGACAAGGGCAAAAUCCUCGUCUUUGUGCACUCCCAAGACAAGUGCGACGCGCUCUUCCGUGACCUCCUGAAAUCCGGCUACCCAUGCCUCUCGCUGCACGGCGCCAAGGACCAGACCGACCGCGAGUCCACCCUCCAGGACUUCAAAACCAACGUGUGUAACUUGCUAGUGGCUACUAGUGUGGCAGCUCGAGGAUUAGAUGUUAAGGAAUUAGAGCUGGUGAUUAACUACGAUGUGCCGAACCAUUACGAGGAUUAUGUGCAUCGGGUGGGGAGGACCGGGAGGGCCGGGAGGAAAGGGUGCGCGGUGACGUUUAUCAGUCCGGAAGAGGAUCGGUUCGCGCCGGACCUGGUCCGAGCCUUGGAGCUGUCGAAGCAGCCGAUUCCGGAGGAUCUUAAAGCCAUGGCUGAUGCGUUCACUGCCAAGGUGAAGGCGGGGAGCGUGGUGGCGCACGGGAGCGGGUAUGGCGGGAGCGGCUUUAAGUUUAACGAGGAGGAGGAAGCUGCUAAGAAGGCGCUGAAGAAAGCCCAGGCGAAGGAGUAUGGUGUGGUUGUGGAUGAGGAGGAGGGGGGCGAGGAGGAGGAGGAGAAGGAGGAGAAGGAUGGCAGCGGGGCGAUUCGGAGGGUUGAGGCGCCGAGUGCGGGUGGCGCGGCGGCGUCGGCGGCUCAGAGUAUCGCAGCGGCGGUGGCGGCUGCUGCGGCUGCGGCUGCAGCGAACCAAGCAGGGGGCGCGGUGCCGGCAGGGGCAGCGACGAAUCCGAUCCAAGCAGCCGUGCAGGCGAGGAUGGCCCAGAUGGGUAUCACUCCUGCUGCUGGCGCUGCUGGUGCCGCUGGUGCUGCCGGUGCUGCUGCUGCCCUUGCGAACCCGCUCGCCGCCUCCCUGGUGGGAGCGGCAGCAGCAGGGGAAUCAGCAGCGACCGCCAUCGCCUCAGCAGCCGCCGCAGCCCCAACCCCGGUCUCCCGCGCAGCGGCCUUCGCAGCAGCCAUCAGCCUCCAGCACAACUUAGCCAAACUUCAACCCGCCGAACCGGUCAAAGCGCACUACGAAGCGGAAUUCGAGAUCAACGAGUUCCCGCAGCACGCGCGGUGGAAGAUCACCCACAAGGAAACCCUAAACCAGAUCAUCGAGUGGACGGGCGCGUCUGUGACGACGCGCGGGCUGUACUGCCCGCCGGGCAAGGCAUUAGCGGCCGGGGAGAAGAAGCUGUAUUUGUCGAUCGAGGGGCCGACGGAGGCGAGUGUGAAGAAGGCCAAGGUGGAGAUCAAGCGCAUCAUUGAGGAGGCCAGCGCUGCUGACGCAUCGCACCAGCAGCGCCCCGUGCAGCCUGGACGGUACUCUGUCAUGUGA
Closterium sp. Naga37s-1 is the source of this 3402-nucleotide messenger RNA. NCBI's taxonomy places the organism in Eukaryota, Viridiplantae, Streptophyta, Zygnematophyceae, Desmidiales, Closteriaceae. The record is from the annotation of a GenBank genome assembly.